Molecule: messenger RNA, 1182 nt
Organism: Saccoglossus kowalevskii
Lineage: Eukaryota; Metazoa; Hemichordata; Enteropneusta; Harrimaniidae
Product: neuronal acetylcholine receptor subunit alpha-7-like
Biological process (GO): monoatomic ion transmembrane transport
Cellular component (GO): postsynaptic membrane
Molecular function (GO): acetylcholine-gated monoatomic cation-selective channel activity; transmembrane signaling receptor activity
Source: RefSeq, a predicted model, not a curated record
AUGGCGUGUGGCGUGUUUUGUGUUCGAUUUGCCCAACUACGAAAAACAAACGGUGCAUGGAGAUUUUUAACUGAGUUGACGUAUUUGUCAAAGGUCACGCCUGUCAUUUAUAAAGGCCACAGCACUGAGAUGUUAGCAGAACAAAAACUGUACAAGAGAUUAUUCCAUGAUUAUAACAAGAAAGUGCGACCUGUUUGGAACGCCUCUCAUCCAAUCAAUGUCAGUCUGUCCAUUUCAAUUACGCAGCUUAUGGACCUGGAUGAAAGAAAUCAGGCACUGACAACCAAUGUGUGGAUCGCUCAGCAUUGGAAGGAUGAGAAAUUACGCUGGAACGCAAACGAAUUUGAUGAUAUACAAGUCUUACGAAUCCCGGCCGUGGACAUUUGGUUUCCAGAUAUAACUUUAUACAAUACAGCUGAUGAAAACGGUUUCAGUGUGAACCUGGAAUCCAACGCACUAGUUUACAGCAAUGGUCAAGUAUCACACUGGUCCAAACCGACCCUUCUGAAAAGCACAUGCAAAAUUAUCGUCCGAUAUUUCCCUUUUGAUUACCAGCAAUGCCGCAUGAAGUUUGGCUCGUGGACUUACAACAGUUUUCAAGUAAACUUACAAAACGAUUCCAUUGCACCCGAUAUGUCGACGUUCAUGCCCAACGAACAGUGGGACAUAGUUUACGCCGUCACCCGACCUCACGUAGUACGCUACGACUGCUGCCCGGAGUCAUACCCGGAUGUGACGUUUGUGAUUGGUCUGAAAAGAAAACCUUUGUAUUACGUCUACAACGUAGUGUUGCCGUGUGUGCUACUCACUGCUUUGUCAUUGGUUGGUUUCAAUAUGCCGUUCAACAUAGGUGUAGUCAAAGUGUCCCUCGGUGUGAUGUUGCUACUGUCGCUGGGAGUGUUUAAUCUGCAAGUGUCGCAAACGAUGCCAAAAACCUCUGAAGAAAUUUCUCUGCUAGAUUGUUGCCAAGAUUCAGAUAUUGUUGCUAUAGGAACAGCAAUUUUGGAUUUUUUUAUUUACAAGUCAGCAAGAUAUGUACAGAUUAUCAAGAAAUUUCAGAAGUGCUCGUUUUUGAUACGAUUAGACUUUGGUAGAAAUUCAGAUAUGGUUGCCAUGGAAACAGCAAUAGCCAAUCCAUUGAAUAUUGUUAGAGACGUAGAUUACAAUGGGAACAUCCAAUAA